UACGUUACCCGCCCACUACUACAGUGUAGAAGUGAAGCAGCCAACAGUCACUCAGUCAGGGAAAGGGGAACCGCUUCCUUAUCAUCAAGAUAUUCAAGCAAAAGAGAAAAAGGAUUAAUGGCGGUGGCAAUCCGUUGCUUUGCUUCUCCGCCGCCUGAUCUCUUCAUCUCCACCAAAUCCCAUGUCUCCGGUGCAGGAAAGUUGCCUUGUGGCCUGUUCAAAGUUGACAAGCUGACAUUGCCAUCGUCAUCUAGAGAUGCCUCUAACAUACCUUCCAUUACUUGGCCGACAUUCCUGGGUGCAAAUCGAAGGCAUUUGUCAUCCAGUGGAAAUCUAGAUGUGUUCCUUGACCUAUUUUCAGCUCAUCAGCAGGAAAUGUACGUACGAUCCUCGGCAAUAGCAUUGUUUACUAAUGCUUUCAUGAUGGCUGCACCUUCUGAAGCCCUGGCUCAAACAUGUGAGGCUGACAGCAACUCUUUCAUGACCAUGCCUGUGCUGCUGUUCGUUGCACUGGUUGGGGCCACUGUUGGAGGUCUGGUGGCACGGCAGAGGAAAGGAGAACUGAAGCGUCUGAACGAGCAACUACGCCAGAUCAAUGCUGCCCUAAGAAGACAAGCCAAGAUUGAGUCGUACGCCCCCACACUUAGCUAUGCACCCGUGGGCAGCAGAAUCUCGGACGAAGUGAUAAUUGAUUCAAGGAAGCAAGAACUGAUCACCCGUUUGAAGAGUGGGAAGAACUAUUUGAGGAACCAAGAUCCACAGAAGGCCUUUGAUGAGUUCAAAGCAGCCCUUGCCCUUGCCCAAGAUUUGAAUGAUCCCAUAGAGGAGAAAAAGGCUGCCAGAGGCCUAGGUUUGUUUUAGCUUAUACUCCUUAACCGGUUUCACUCAUUGUACUCGGUUAGCUGACCAGGAAUUCGUUUUUUUUGUCCAGGAGCCUCCCUGCAAAGGCAGGGGCAGUAUCCGGAGGCGAUACAGUACCAUAUGAUGGUUCUGACGAUAUCGAAGCGGGAAGGAGAAGAGUCUGGAAACACCGAAGCUUACGGAGCCAUUGCAGACUGUUACACUGAACUUGGCGACCUUGAGCAAGCUGGGAAGUUCUAUGAUCAGUACAUUGCUAGACUUGAAACCGACUGAAAAGUCAACUAGAUUAUUGGAUCUUGUGACCUAUGUUAACUUCUCUUUUUGUUCAAACCUGUCGGUUGUUUCCAUAAUCUGCACAUGUUUAUGUGGUGGAUAAUGUUGUACAACUAGCAAAUGUUCCUUGAGCUUUAUUUAGUUUGUGUUCUUACUUCAAUACCUCAGGCCGAAGCAACACAGAAUGUGUGCGCCAACCAAAUCCAGCUAAUUUUGAUCCGAAGCUGCUGCAGUAAAAAAAGAUGGCUUGUUGU
Molecule: messenger RNA, 1388 nt
Organism: Linum tenue
Lineage: Eukaryota; Viridiplantae; Streptophyta; Magnoliopsida; Malpighiales; Linaceae
Source: the annotation of a GenBank genome assembly